GCACUAUGACGCACAUUGUCAACUUACUUUAGCUCCAAAAAAUUGGGAAUUCACAGGCAGGGAUAAGAACAAUAAAGCUCCUAGAUGAUGGCAGAACACGGAGUGCCCUGUGAUGGGUGGGAGGCCACCUAUUGCAUGAACGGGGGUGCAUGCUACAAAAUUGCCUCAAUGGACACGCUCUCCUGUGUAUGCAAUGACAACUACAAAGGGAGCAGAUGUGAGCAGUUCCAACUCCUCAUUGGAUCCUCCAAAGCAGAGCAGGCGGGUUUAAUCGGCGCCCUAGUAAUUGUUGCCCUACUCAUCUUCGUGGUCUUGGCUGUUAUAGUCUACUUUACACAUAAGAUGAUGAAAGCCAGGAAACAGCGGCAACAGAGUCAGCCAGAGUACUGGAAAGUCAAACCAAGAGUAUGACGAUGAUGAUGAUGAAGUUGAGUCGGCGUUGAUUUACUCAAGUGAGGUAUUUCUGAGUGAUGGACAUUGGGAGGAGGAAAUGGAGAAAACCACAUGGCGAACACAAGAGCAUCUAUUUCAGUUUUCUAUGGAUACAGGCCCGAUGUGGAAAUACAGCUGGGUCUGUUAAAGUGGAACAGAAUAGUUAAACAGAAUAACAGAUUAUGUUCCAGGAUGCUGGUGAACCACUGAUUUGUUUGCAUUCCACUUCAGGGUCAGACUGUCGCCAUAACUCAGUCAGGCCAUAUUUAUAGUAACAUAUAGUAACUGUUGACUGUUAACUGUGGUUCAAACAAUAAACUUAACUUUAACUUUGGUAACGAGUGAUGGCUGGCGAGUCUCUUAACAUAAAAACUAUAUGCAUUCCGUUGUUCUUCAGCCAUAUUUUACAGGGCAGCCAGUACAGAGUUCACAGUGUACCACUGUGCCAUGUCACAGGAAGUUGCAGUUUUACUCUCUGGACGUCAUUGUAAAAUUGUGUUGUGUGACUUUAGACUUUACACGGUCCAUUGUACUACUUAUUAGAUGACAUUUCAAUCUAUGAGCUUUGUCAAUAAUAUCAUUACAAAGCAUAGCUGUGCAUGUAAAAUACCUGUGCAUUUGAACACUGUAACACUGAAUUAUAAUAUGAUCCUUUUUGUCAACUGAUGGGUAAAUGUUACAUUUGAUUUUGUAAAUACAAGCAAUGAAAUCUACUAAAUUAUUUUAUAU
Doryrhamphus excisus (bluestripe pipefish) is the source of this 1161-nucleotide messenger RNA. RefSeq names its product neuregulin 4 (gene nrg4). Lineage: Eukaryota; Metazoa; Chordata; Actinopteri; Syngnathiformes; Syngnathidae. The record is from RefSeq and is a predicted model, not a curated record. Gene Ontology annotation, molecular function: growth factor activity; epidermal growth factor receptor binding. Gene Ontology annotation, biological process: positive regulation of mitotic nuclear division; epidermal growth factor receptor signaling pathway; positive regulation of cell population proliferation.